Messenger RNA from Entrophospora sp. SA101, 954 nucleotides. Lineage: Eukaryota; Fungi; Glomeromycota; Glomeromycetes; Entrophosporales; Entrophosporaceae. The record is from the annotation of a GenBank genome assembly.
AUGGCGAUCAUUUGUUCAUUGAUUCCACGUGAUAUACAAUAUCUUUUUGAAAAGGCAUUAAAACCUAAUGAUAAAUCUCGUGGAAGAAAUUUAUUAACUAUUUUAAACGAAUUUUGUAAAUGGUGGCAACGUUAUUUUACAGUUACAACAAAAUUUCGAGGACUUUGUACGAGAGAAUUUGAUGAUUUUGGUGUAGACGGUGUUAGAAAAGAGCAUUUAAUAAGUUCAGAAAAUAUUGAAUCCAUCGAGGCAUUUCGUAAAUGUUUUAAAGAUCGUGAAGGUAGUUGUGACAUAUCUGCUCAAUUAUUUGUUUCAGCUUUGCGUUCGUUAGGAGUUCCUGCUAGAUUAGUUAGUUCAUUGCAACCUAAAUCAUCAAGUAGAAGUGAAAAUAAAAGUCAUAACAACAAAAACAACAACAAUAAUAAGAUUGGUAAUAUUGACAAUUCGAAUGAUAAUGAUAUCAUGAGAGUAUUAGGAAUUGGUACUUAUAAACUAAGUUUACAAAACAAACAUAUUGAAGAAAAAGAAGACGAUCAUAAUCAAGAUGAGUAUAAUAAUGUCAAUAAUACCAAAAGAAAAAGAUCAACAACUGUUUAUUUUGAAGUACAUAAAAAAUGGUUUUGUGUUGAUCCUAUUCGGUUCACAGUGAAUGAACCACGUUCAAUGGAACCAGCUACUAAUGAUCAUAAUAAUGUAUUGGCUUAUGUUGUUGCUUUUGAUGAAAGUGAAUAUAUUAAAGAUGUUACACGUAGAUAUACAACUAAAUGGGGUGCAAAAACACGAAAAUUACGCGUCCCACCUACAAAGGAUGGUUACGAUUGGUGGAGUGAGACAUUAUCCUGUUUUACUUGUCCAUUUGAAACGGAACAAGAUAAAAAUGAAAAUGAAGAAUUGGCAUCAUUAGAAAUAUCUGAAAAGUUUCCAUCAUCUAUUAUACUCUUCUACAAAAAAUAA